Thamnophis elegans (Western terrestrial garter snake) is the source of this 7503-nucleotide messenger RNA. RefSeq names its product activin A receptor type 2A (gene ACVR2A). The transcript has 11 exons. Gene Ontology annotation, cellular component: activin receptor complex; plasma membrane. The coding region runs from base 2570 to 4111 and encodes 513 amino acids. Lineage: Eukaryota; Metazoa; Chordata; Lepidosauria; Squamata; Natricidae. Gene Ontology annotation, molecular function: activin receptor activity; ATP binding; activin binding. Gene Ontology annotation, biological process: activin receptor signaling pathway; protein phosphorylation; cellular response to growth factor stimulus. The record is from RefSeq and is a predicted model, not a curated record.
UCCAAUUAUCUUUUGGGAGGAAAAGCACCUUUUGAGACAACCACGACCUGGAUGGUUGAGAAUCCCAACGACGGAGUAAGGAAGCCCGAGGAGUAAUUUCCCCCCUUCACCAAAUUCCCCCCAGCAAGACUAAAAAUGCAUACCUAUCAUUUGCAUGUCUGUGUACAUAAACACAUAUGUACACAGACACGCAUUCAUGCGCAUGUGUAUCUAUGAGUGCUCGCGUAUUCAUACACACAUACACACAUCCCUUUUAAGAGCGUCCGCUCUGCUCUUAAGGCUAAAAUAUGCAGGUUUGUUGCUGUGACGGGAAAGAUCCAAAGGAUUUUCAAUCACGUUUUUUGCAUUGCGAAGAAAACCGAGCGGCUCAGCUACGCGCUCAACAACACCAACACCCCCCCCCCCCGCCCCACGCCUUCCACACCUGGAACGUCGCACAGGCGGGAGAAUCGCGUCCCUAAACCCCGCGAGGCGCGGGAAAGGCGGGAGCGAAGCUCCACCCACCCUUUGGCCCCCUCCUCGUUCCAAAUGGCUUAGAGCGGCCUGCCAUCAGAGAAAUUAUCCGCCCACAAACGCACGCGCGCACGCCCCCGUGUGUGGAAGGGGCAAGCGGUUAGAUUAGUGGAUUGGGGUGGAGGGAGGGAGAAGGAGCGAGUCCACGCGUGCGCUAGGAGGGAGCUGUUGGGGGGGGGGGGGGAACAGAUUAAAAAAAAGGGGGGGGAGGUGGAGAAGAAACAAAAACAAUCGCUCGAGCGCCGCCAUCUUGGCUCGCUUCUCUCCACCACGCAAGUGAAUGGGUAGCUAUGAAAUUACCACAGGGGAGCGGCAAGGUACGGAGGGCUACUCAGCGCUACCAGCUGGGCCUGUGCGACGAUAAAAGCGGCGCUUUCCCUUCCCUUCUGUUCGCCUCCGGUUUCCGCCUCCUCGAGGGAAGAAAAUCUCGGCAGGGCCCUUCCUCUUUCUCGCCGUCGGCUCUUCAACUUCGCUACGCAGAGCUCAAAGUUGGGCUUAGCUGCCUUUUCGCCGACGCCUCCGCCGGGCAAGAGACCGAAGGGUUGGAUCUCGGAGCCUCAGGCUUUUCGCAGUCUGGGAGGAAGAGUUAGGAGGAGGAGGAGAAGAAAGGCGAGGGGCUCCUCGAUCGCCUGCCUUCCCUCCCUCCGUUGUUCUCGCUGCACGGGCUGCUCUGGUCUAAACUGCAUAGGAGGCACAACGAGGGGAGAGGGAAAAGGCGAGCGAGGAUUGACCGGGCUCCGUGCCCUUACCCGCCCCAUUCUCAUCCACUCGCUGCGGGCGUGAAGAAAGGGGGGGAGGAGGAAGAGGAGAAGAAGGAAAAAAGGAGGAGAAGCAAACAAAAACCAAGUUGGACCGCGGACGACGAAAAAAAAAAGCCGCCUGCCUCCAAACCGGUGGUGGUGGGGAGGGGGGGGGGUAAACCUUGGUGGUAACGGUGAGCCGGUGAAGAUUGAGAACGGAGAGAGGGCCCGCCGACAAACGCCUCGACGAGCUCGAAGAGGGUUUUGUUGCUCGAGGAGAAAAGAUCUUAUUAAACCCGCCAGUUUGGUCGCUGCAAAAAGACCGAUAUAUACACUCCGGGCUUCUUAGAGCAUCGCUUCACCUACUUUUAAUUGAGACGUUUUAUGCUUAACUGCUUCAGGAAGCCUCUCGAGUCUUUAAUAGAUUUUUUUAAGAACCGGGGGGGGGGGGGCCGGGAGAUCACCAUUUAAGAUCUUGAAAGAGCAUCUCCCUUCCUUCCUUCCCUCAUUUUCGUGCGAUUUCAAAUACCAAAUACAAAGGCGGUUUUUAAGUGUAGUCUGGGCACUUGGAUGGGGGAGUUCAUGUAAGAGUUGGGGAGAAGCCUGAAAUCUGUCGGGCAAAUGAGAAGAAGAUCGUGAAAACAAACGGAUGGAAUAAACAAGGGGAAGCAUUUUCCUGGUUUCUAGAUAAGGACUCUCCAUUCCUUCCUUACUUGUGUGAUUUUACAGAGGACUGAUUUACCUCUUAUUUCUGCUCUUGUUUGCUCUCAGCAUUUGUUAAUAGGAAACACCAGUGUUUUACAAAUUGGUUUCCUAUUGGUUGUUACAUCGAAGGCAUAUUUAUUUUGACACUUGAAACGAAGACGAAACUGUUUCUCAUCCAGAUACUACAAAGUGUAAAAGCAGUGUGAAGACAAGAGUAUUGUUUACUAAUAUUUGUGCGCCUUGCCUGUUCCCAGGACACAUGGGAAAUACGAUUUGACACUGAAGAAAAUAUAUUGUGCUUCAGGACAAUUAAUAGUUUUAACAUUCAGCUACUUCACUGUUGAUGUUCAUCUUUUAACCUGGAUGGUUAACAUCCUCUUAUGAAUUGGAUUUUUUGCCAUUAUUAGAACAGAAGCCAAAUGAUGUGUUUCCAAAUGUACUGGAGGGUCUAUUGAAUAAGAACUAGACUAUAUUACAGAAGCUGGAUUUCAUUUUUAUGGAUUUUCCAAAUACAUUAUCACUCUGAGGAAGUGGCAGACGGAUUUUCGUGUUUAUAAGACCUCAGAAGCUGGAUAUAGUAUUUUUCCCUAUUGAUACUAACAAUUUGGAAAAUGGGAGCUGCUACAAAGCUGGUGUUUGCUGUUUUUCUUAUAUCUUGUUCUUCAGGUGCCAUACUAGGCAGAUCAGAAACACAGGAAUGCAUCUUCUACAAUGCUAAUUGGGAAAAUGAUAAGACAAAUCGUAGUGGCAUUGAACUGUGCUAUGGUGACAAAGAUAAAAGAAGACACUGCUUUGCAACAUGGAAGAAUAUCUCUGGAUCUAUUGAAAUUGUGAAAAAGGGUUGCUGGUUGGAUGAUAUUAAUUGUUAUGACAGAACUGACUGUAUAGAAAAGAAAGAUAGCCCUGAAGUGUUUUUCUGCUGCUGUGAGGGCAACAUGUGCAAUGAACAUUUUUUCUACUUUCCAGAGAUGGAGGUCACACAACCUACUUCCAAUCCUGUGACAACUAAACCACCCCUGUUUAGUACCUUGCUUUACUCUCUUGGACCUAUAAUGGGAAUAGCAGUGAUUGUACUCUUUUCGUUCUGGAUGUACAGACACCACAAAUUAGCAUAUCCUCCAGUACUUGUACCAACCCAAGACCCUGGACCACCACCUCCAUCACCAUUGAUGGGCCUAAAGCCAUUGCAGUUACUAGAGAUCAAAGCUAGAGGAAGAUUUGGCUGUGUCUGGAAAGCUCAGUUGUUAAAUGAAUACGUUGCUGUGAAAAUAUUCCCAGUGCAGGAUAAAGAAUCAUGGCAAAAUGAAUAUGAAAUAUACAGCUUGCCAGGAAUGAAGCAUGAAAAUAUACUGCAGUUCAUUGGUGCUGAGAAACGAGGCACUAGUAUUGAUGUUGACUUGUGGCUAAUAACAGCGUUUCAUGAAAAGGGUUCACUUACUGACUUCCUGAAGGCUAAUAUAGUUUCAUGGAAUGAACUCUGUCAUAUAGCUGAAACUAUGGCAAGAGGUUUGGCUUACCUUCAUGAAGAUAUCCCUGGUCUAAAAGAAGGGCAUAAACCAGCUAUAUCCCACAGGGACAUCAAGAGCAAAAAUGUGUUAUUGAAAAAUAAUCUUACGGCAUGUAUCGCUGAUUUUGGACUUGCUUUAAAAUUUGAGGCUGGGAAGUCAGCUGGUGAUACCCAUGGUCAAGUUGGUACCCGAAGAUACAUGGCUCCUGAAGUAUUAGAAGGUGCUAUAAACUUCCAGCGAGAUGCGUUUUUGAGAAUAGACAUGUAUGCAAUGGGAUUAGUACUGUGGGAAUUGGCAUCACGAUGUACAGCAUCAGAUGGACCCGUGGAUGAGUAUAUGUUACCUUUUGAGGAAGAAGUGGGUCAGCAUCCUUCUCUGGAAGAUAUGCAGGAGGUUGUGGUACAUAAAAAGAAGAGGCCUGUUCUGAGAGAGUGUUGGCAGAAACAUGCUGGAAUGGCAAUGCUCUGUGAAACAAUAGAAGAGUGUUGGGAUCAUGAUGCAGAAGCUCGAUUAUCAGCAGGCUGCGUAGAGGAAAGGAUUAUCCAAAUGAAAAGACUGACAAACAUUAUAACAACAGAAGACAUUGUGACUGUGGUCACCAUGGUGACAAAUGUGGAUUUUCCUCCCAAAGAAUCUAGUCUAUGAUAGUAGCAGUGGUCACUCUUCUUGACCAAUAAAACUCAGCACUGGAACUGCCAAGUCAACUGGCCUAUUUCUGGUCAGUCAUUUUCAGCAUGAAAUAAUGGUAAGUCUGUCUCUGAAGUGUCAGUAGGAAGAUUCCUCUUUGUUCUUCUCCAGACUUGGAUCCAGAAGACGUACUGCAUAUGCCAGAGAAAAUGGCAAGAUAAUGUUAAACGUACCUGAAGAACAUGGACCUAUCUCGGCUUGUCAGACAUUUUAAAAACUGACAUUGUAUUUCUUAACAUGUCAGACUAAUUCCUUAAAAUGAACUACUGCUAUUUUUUUUAAAUCAGACAUUUCAUUUCAGAUUUAAGAAAAAGGGUAACUUGUUUUUAUUGCAUUUGCUGUUGUGUUUAUAUAAAUGACUAUUGUAAUGCCAAUAUGACACAGCUUGUGAAUGUUUAGUGUGCUGCUGUUCUAUGUAAUCAAAGUGGGAUCUAGCAAAAAGGCUUCCAAGCAUUACUUAACCUCCCUCAACAAGGUAUACCUCAGUUCCACCUAUGCUAAAUUGAAUUGACAACACUAAUAAAACUGAAAUAAUAAAUUGAUCCAGAUUUUGUAAAUGAUGCAUUAAAAAAAAUCCAUGGUGUAUUUUUUAAAGGUUAUAAGCUGUGCUUCAUGCCAACAGGCCAUGGCCAUUCCUAAAAUGGUGUGUUAGUCUUUCCUUGUUCUAGCUUAUGUGUAAAAAAUGUAUUGCCUUUUCAACUUCGAGUUCCCCAAUUAGUUAAAAGCUUUAUCUCCAGUUCCCGAAAUAGUGUAUACAUUUAUUUUACUAAAUAUUUAGGUUUGCUGUGUCUGAUGGGAAUUUGAAAAUUUAAGCAUGAUUUUUUUAUUAUUAUUAUUAUUUUAUUGAGCUAUGGCACUGAAAAGCUCUUAACAUUAAUUCUUUCAAAGAAGCUUUUUGCUGUUUCAUGUAUAUUUUGUCUAGUGUUAUUUUCUAUUUUACUAAACACGACACAGUGGGUUGAUCCAAACAGAGACACAUGCAACAAGAUGAUGGAAGCUACCCUUCGUUCCAUUUCCCUCUCCAGCAACCCAGCCCCUGCCCCGUGCAAAAGGGGUUCAGAAACUCCUCCAGCUAUUUGGGGGUGGGGGGCUGCUGUUGGAAAGAGAUGGCAGGGGGAAUGUUUCCAACCACCCAGUGUGUGGGUCCAGCCUUGGACAUAACUCUAUUUCCACUGUGUUGUUGUUUCAGGAUCACCUCAGGAAGCUUCAUGACCUUGAACUCCACACACUUUAUAUCUGUUGCCUUUUUGUCCUUUCACAUCACUUGAUUUCUUUUUUCUUUUUUUUGUGCCGGCUUGUCAGAGGAACAUUGAUCAGUGAUACAUAGGUUUAACUUGUGGUCACAAAAAAAUUAAAAAUACAGACUUUCUUUAAAAAAAAAACUAUCACAUUUGCAGUUAUUUCAAUGGAAAUGAUAAUGUAGCAGUCUAGAGAGAGAAAACUUUGAACUACUGAAUUGAAGGAGUUAUAGGGAUUGAUGAUGUGGAGCCCAUCCAUUAAGAACACUCUAGCAAAAGGGGCAGAAAGUAGGCAGGUGCCAAAGUACUUUUAAAAGGCAGUAAUAAUACACUACGAUCAUUUGAAUAGUGUGUAUGUAUACAAGCCAAAGGGAAUUCUCAAAACGAAAGUACUGAACCAACAGUAGCCAGUAUUAUCAGAUUCUAGGCAGUUUUAUAUUUAAAUAAUACAUUAGAUUUAUAAGGGAAAAGGUGGUCAUAGUUAAGUGUUCACUGUGAAUGUCAUUUUCAAGAUUUAUGAAAUCACAGUGAGAUUUUUUUUUUUUAAGUUUGUACCGGUCUGCGAAAAUGUAGAAGAAAUAAUUAUAAACAAGAUUUUGGAUAUCAGGUUCUAAACAAAGAAAAGUAUUAGAGGAUUUCUCCUCCACAAACUGGCAUACUCUAUAGAGACAUGUUUUGGUCUCAUAGUUACCAAAUUUGAUGCCAUAAUUUGAUUAUGGAUGUUGCUGGGCAUAACUUGCUACUUUUGUUAGCAAACUCAGUAUUUGUUCUUCAGAUGUAUUUUUGAAUAAAAGAUGAUUUGCUUGAUUCUACUUGUAGGGGUUGAUUUGCAACAGCAUUAAAAUUAAUAGGACCAAUUGGCACAUAUAGUUUUUUCCCUCAAAAUGAAAAUAUUCAUACUAGGAAAAUGUAAACUUUUAUCAGUGUUCAUUUUUAAAAGCACAUGCCUACAAACAUCAUUCUUGGUGGCAAAUCUCCCACCACAGCUUUAUAGAGAGGUUUUUUUUAAAAAAAUCAAAUAGGCUUCCAUCAAUAUGACUCAAGCCAAAUAAGACCUUUUCACGUAAGUUUUUUGCAAAUGCAUUUGAAAUUGCAGAUCAUAUAGGGGAAAUAUCAAAACUGACAAUCAAGCCAGAACCAUGUCUACGUGAGAAGAUUUUUUUAAAAAAAAAUAUUUCCCAAAACUCCCCUUCCUUGCUUCCCCCUAACUAGACAUGGCUUUUCAAGAUGCCUCUCAUCAGAAAACUUUUUUUGUGGUAGAAUCUGUGAAAUUAUUAAAAUCCACCAAACUGCCAAAAAAUAAAAAUCCACCAAAAUAGUCUCACACAGAAUUGUGACUUCUUCGUUUGGAAAAUUUAAAGGUGGACGGUUCUUUCUCAAAAAUGCUUAAGCCAAGAUCUAUCCUAGGAAUUAACCCAUUAAUGUCUGAGCUAGGAAAAGUGCUCUGCUUUCUGGCAGAUAUUGUGGCUGUUGUUGCUUUUUGUACUUGAACCAUACAGCUUGUAUUGAUCUGGCCAGUUCUGGUGAUUUACCUUGUAUCUUUGACUUGUGAAGGAAAGCCCGGGCUGAGACUCGAGCUUUCAUUGUCCUUUGGUUUGCCUGUGACUACUUAGUUGGUUGCCAUAUAAUUGCCGCAGGAUUUAACUGAUCAGUUUUGUGAACAACUUUAAAGUCUAAACUUUGCAAUACCUUUUCAGUUUGUGUUAGAUGCAAAGAACUUUAUAUCACAUGAUGCAUGACUACUCUUUGUACAGUCGCUAAAUAUACCUUAGCAUUUUUGGAACAGAUUGUGCCUCGUAAUUGUUGGAGUUCUUUGACCUAGUGUUCUCAUUCAUGGUGGUAUUCUGAAAAUGCGUCUGGAUUAAAAUACACAACUUUAUACUUUCUUUGAUAGCAAAAUCCAUGUGGAGUAGCUCUUGCAUAACUAAGGUGUAAUCUGAUGUAGUAGUAAUAAAUAGUGUUCAUACUACUGUUCUACAGAAUAAAAUUGCUGAUCGUAGUUUAACAAAGUGAGGUGACUGAUUGGUUGACCUUUUUCCAAUUCUCUUUUUAAACUUUUUAAUGCAUUUUUAUUAGGAAUAUUUGGUAUAAAAUUCUGCAAGCUAUGUACAG